Messenger RNA from Dicrocoelium dendriticum, 1481 nucleotides. Lineage: Eukaryota; Metazoa; Platyhelminthes; Trematoda; Plagiorchiida; Dicrocoeliidae. The record is from the annotation of a GenBank genome assembly.
AGAAUCGAGAAUACGUGGCUCAUGCCGGAGCCCGAUUCCCCAUUAAGUGGACGGCCCCCGAAGCAGCAAACUACUCGCGUUUCACUAGUAAAUCGGAUGUUUGGUCAUUUGGCAUCCUGCUGACCGAAAUCGUCACUUACGGUCGCUCUCCGUAUCCCGGAAUGCACAAUGCGGAGGUGCUACGGCAAGUGGAAGCUGGUUAUCGUAUGUCCAGGCCGGCAGAUUGCCCUCCCGAGUUGUACGACUUGAUGCUGGAAUGUUGGGCUGCUGAUGAAAAUAAACGGCCUCAUUUUGUCGACAUCCAACGACGCUUGGAUGAAUUUUGCGAACACGACCGAUCUUCGUAUCGGAGCAUGGCAGACAGUGAGCAGUUCGCAACCUCCCGCACCACCGUUAUCCGUCCGACCGGCCCUGCUUCGAACGGAAGGCCUACUUCACCCAAAGCCUUUCCCGGGAGUAUUCAAAUCCCAGUCUCGCCUUAAUCCCACAAGCGAACGCGUGUUAUCUCACUUUCCGUGUGCCACUGUGGCUGAUAUGCAGGUUACUCCGUCGAAAUGAUAACUCUUUGACUGCAUGUCUUCCUAUACCCGCGCCACGACGAUUGCUCUAUUCAGCCACAAUAAUUUCUCCAGUCUCAUGCCACUUCUCUAAUUCGUCCGACAAUUGACGGGGGUCUUCCGAUCCUGCUGUAUAUGCAUCACAUUCUCCAUACUUUGCUCUUUCUACGUUUGUCGGAUUUCAACCUGUUGCACAUUCUCCCUUCCCAAUUCCCUAUUGUCAUUGCACACCACCCGGUGUUUUGUGCACGCUGGCCACUUGAAUUUGUCCAACUAUCCUACAUUGACGACCAAUCGAGUUCUUCUUGUGUCUAGCCUUGCACUCUCCGCUUUGUUUCUCUCUCAACUCCCAUUAUUAUCGUUCCCGUUGCCUUAAUUUCUGAUCAUGGUCAUGCCUGGAGUCGCUUCCCCUUUUUUAAACUUCAUAUCUCCUACAAAGAUGAAUGAGUAAGCUCCAUCAGUGAGUCCGUCUUGCGGUUACACCUGGCACUUUGCUUACCGAACAUGUAAUGAUACUUCCCCUCGUGCUCCUUUCACUGCAAGUUGGAUGGGGUGGAUUUCGGACCGCGUUCAGGUGCUUGCCAGAAUGCUGUAUCGGCACCUUCCUUAUCCACCACCACUGUCCAAUUAUACUCCUCACGCGAAAUCUCGGCCGCUCAGGUGGUGUCUUAUUCCUCUUGAUCCUCUUUACCGGUCUGCACUAAAUCGAUAGACGUACUUGUCGUUUCCCCUGCAAAAAUAGUAUCUGGUGACUAAUUACUGUCGGACACCCUCCGCUUUCGCUAACCUCACUGGGCAAUCAGCCAUAAUAUACAUUUUGGAUCGUGCCUCGGCCUAACUCAUCAAACGCUCACUGAUGCACUCCCACCAUCUCAGUUCAACUCUUCACUACAAUCCUAUAGUCGUAACAUGCCUGAAAAUAAA